Messenger RNA from Juglans regia (Persian walnut), 805 nucleotides. RefSeq lists its product as uncharacterized. Bases 148 to 618 code for a protein of 156 amino acids. Gene Ontology annotation, molecular function: fatty acyl-CoA hydrolase activity. The record is from RefSeq and is a predicted model, not a curated record. The transcript has 3 exons. NCBI's taxonomy places the organism in Eukaryota, Viridiplantae, Streptophyta, Magnoliopsida, Fagales, Juglandaceae.
ACCUUUUCGACAUAAAUACGAUAUUAAAAUACGAUAUUAAAAGCAUGCUUUAAAAGUUUCCCAAUUUAGAGGUGUGGAAACCGGAGAUAGGCUAGUACCCAACGUAGCGACUUUUAAGACUCUAGAGAGAGAGAGAGAGAGAGAGAGAUGCAAGGGCGUCGUUUGGUGGAGAUGGCGCGGAAGUGGCUGGGCGCUCUGUCAAAGGGCAUGAUAUGUCAUGAAGUGGAGGCCAUAGCCAUGGAGGGCCUCCAGGUCGUCCAGGCUCGCAAGGGUUUUAUUCUUUGUCAUUUUUUGGUUCCCAGACGCCUCUCAGAUCGAGAUGGAAAUUGGCACGUCGGAGCUAUGGCAACGUUAAUCGACAACGUUGGGGGCGCCGCCAUUUGGUCCUCUGUCGGGAAUGUCAAAUCGACCGUCAACCUCAAUAUUUCCUACUACUCCACGGCUAAGAUUCAAGAAGAAGUUGAGAUAGAGGCGAAAGUUGUGGCAGAAAAAGAAACAUUAGUGGCAGUGGUGGUGGAGAUAAGAAAGAGAAGUAACGGAGAACUAGUUGCUUUGGGUAAACAAUGGAUGGCCACAGGUAUGACUACGGUCAAUAUAACUGAAUUCAGCAAGCUCUGACCAGUUUACAAUGGAUCACCACCCCUGUUUAGUCCCUUGGCAGUCUCUUUCUGCCACAAGCCAUGAGCCUCAUUUUUUUUUUUUUAAUUUCCUGUACGAGAAUCACACGUAUUCCUUAGUAAGAGUGUGGAGUCUUGUGAUGAUAUAUAACGCGAUGGAGUUAGAUUUUUUACGUGGCUCUUUAUUA